Messenger RNA from Serpula lacrymans var. lacrymans S7.9, 710 nucleotides. RefSeq lists its product as uncharacterized. The transcript has 2 exons. Bases 58 to 513 code for a protein of 151 amino acids. Lineage: Eukaryota; Fungi; Basidiomycota; Agaricomycetes; Boletales; Serpulaceae. The record is from RefSeq and is a predicted model, not a curated record.
GAGCUGCGAUACUCUCCGUCAGAUGAAUAUGACGGCCAUUCGCAUGAGGAUGCUUACAUGCGUCGUCAGCAGCGUUUUAGCAUUGGCUCUUGGCAUGGAUCGUCAGGGCGCAGCAAUCCGGUGUAUCUCUCUGGCCAGCAUCCUUCACAGCAUCAGGGCAUGGGCCUCCCGUCAUCCUCGUCUCACGUAGCGAUGAACCGUCUACCGCCAGACAGCACGCUUCUCACGCCGCUGCCUGGUUACGAGCCACCCGCUAUGAUUCCUGGUGCUAUGCACGGGCAACCAGAGCUAGAUGUGUACGGCGGUGGUGGCUAUGACAGUGUCUACGAGGAGGACGGACGUCCGGGAUCUGGUCACAGUAAUGUCAGUGGAUAUACCGACGGAAGGAUGCGACGGAAUGUGUACGGCGAGGAUAUGAGGCCCAAUUCAAGUCACUCGAGGAAUACCCAUAAGGACUCGAUAGACGGACGACGAUAUACUUCUACUACCAGCUCUAGCUGGUCUCUGGCUUAAAACUCCCCUGACCUCGGUCAACAGUACCUUACCUAUUGGGCACUACGCUCUUCGUGAAAUAGCUCUCUCUGGCGGAUCUCUCACAUUCCCAUUGCUUGUUUCCUUGUCCAUCAUCGCAUAUAUCGCUCUCUGUGUCUCCCCACCAUUGUCCAUCCGUGCAUAUAUCAACUCCUUCAUCCCAGGAUUCUCCCUCGUUU